Venustampulla echinocandica is the source of this 2769-nucleotide messenger RNA. RefSeq lists its product as uncharacterized. The coding region runs from base 1 to 2769 and encodes 922 amino acids. The transcript has 4 exons. The record is from RefSeq and is a predicted model, not a curated record. Lineage: Eukaryota; Fungi; Ascomycota; Leotiomycetes; Helotiales; Pleuroascaceae. Gene Ontology annotation, biological process: regulation of Rab protein signal transduction. Gene Ontology annotation, cellular component: cytoplasmic vesicle.
AUGGGGCCCUCUCUCAACAACCACUCUUCGUUCGUGCGACCGCGUACCUCAGACCGCGAUGCUCGUCCAGGUACAAGGGAUCAGACUGAUCAGAACCUGAUCAUUCCAAGCAGAACAUCCUCUCUUCAUUCCCGGAUCACCCAACCAAUCCCGUCGACGUUAAAUGUCAAGCCUCAACAGCGGACCCCUAAGACCCUUACUCAUGCCUAUAUGGUAUGUGGUGUUGGGAGGGAGCCAUCUCAAUGGGUUAAGGCACCAGCGCCUACGCAGGGAAAGAUUGGCCACAUGAAGGGAGCUGUGGGACAAUUCUGGCUUCCUGAGAUUCUGGGUAGCAGCCCACGGUUGGAGCAGGACAAUGAGAUCGCCAGAGCAUUGCACUCUGCUAUGAGAGCUUGCUUUCCUCAUGAUGUAGAAAUUUGUACCGGCCGCAGUCAACCCCAUUGCGUCCACCACUCCUUUGUACUCCAACAAGAUUCUUCCCAUACCCUCUAUGGUAUCGCGCUCCGGGUUUGGUCCAGAGCUGAUGAGAAACGCGCCGAGACGAUCCGUGACCUCCGCAGACGAACCGAAUCGGACUUUUAUGAUUCGGCAGAUGAGACUUACUGGAUUCCCUAUUGUUUAUCUUUCCUCUCGAGGUACCCACUUUACAACCUUCUGGGUGAUUAUCUACGAGGCAUGUGGAUCCACUGGAACAAGGCAACGAAUCUUUUCCACGCUGAGGAGGUUUCACGCAUCUUGAGCUUCCCAGCUCCAAGACUUAACGACCUUGUCCGAAUUGAUAUGAAGGAUUAUGCCCUCUGCUACCAAUUCCCAUCCUCUCCAACUGGAUUCCAGAACUUUGCCAUGUGGCCAUUGUUCUCGUGUUUAUCCGUUCCCAACAUCGUGGGUGUGAUAGAAGCCGCUUUAUCUCCGACUCGGCGCAUCAUUUUCGUCAGUCACUAUCCCGCCAUGCUCACCGUGGCUGCCGAAACCAUCAGAUACUGCGUUCGGGUUUAUGAGUGGAGCGGGCUCUAUGUUCCUGUCGUGCAUGCUAGACAUGCGAAGGAGCUUGUCCAGGAGCCAGGCCCAUAUAUUCUUGGUAUUACUGCAGAGUGCCGUACACUUUUUACUGCACCUACCGAUGCUUUGGUCGUGGACUUGGAUCGCAACUUUGUGUUGACAUCCAGCCCACCCACAGCACUCACAGCUGGUCAGCGUACGAAGAUGGUCAAUCGCAUCACGCAAUCUCUUAAUGGAGAUGUCACUCCAUCUGGAGCACCACAGCAUCUUCGAUCUGCAUAUGGUGGAGGAAAGCUGGUUCCAGCUGGGCAGAUUAUUGUGAUGCGCGGCGAAGUCGAAUCUAUCCAGGAUCCGGAAUGGUGGAAUCAGGAUGCCGUGAUGGCUGUUAUGGAUCAUGUUUGUGAGAAAAUGGGAAGAAAUACCGGCAUGAAAGCCGUGUUUGGCGGGGCCGUGAAGAAGCCCUUGAUGACAAAGGUUUCAAUGCGCCACCUGAAUGAGAUCGUUCGGGAGCGAAACCAAUACUCUAGGGAUGCUCUGGAAGCCUGGCAAGAUUUCAUCAACCUCAAAGGUCGCAUGGAUACCGAGCUUGGCAAGGUCACGAAACGGAACAACUUCCUGGUGGAGGAACUUGAGAGCUGGAAACAGCAGUUCCUCAAAUUCCAAGCCUUCGCAGAGCAACUCACCAAGGAGACCCAGGAUCUCAAGGUCAAGAUUGAGAACCACAAGCGUGAGAAUAGACGCCUCACAGCUCUCAUUGACCAACAGAAAGAUGACGUUGCUCGUCUCAAUACACGUCUCUCUGGUACCGAGAAGCAACGUGAUGAUGCUCUCGAGGCUUUGGUCCUUCAACAAGAGAUUGCUGAGGAACUCGAGCGCGAGCGUAAGAGAAACAAGAAGGAGAUCGCUGCUCUCCAACACACCAAUGGCACCAUCGUCCGCCAGAGGGAUGAGGCGCAACGUGUUGUUCUGCAUCUCCGCAGCUUGAUCGGUGGUCAGGCUCACCACAUGGAACAUCUCGUUUCAUCCCUCAACAAGGCUCCAGAAUUAGCCGAAUACAUUGAAGAGGGUUACGAUGAGGAGGCCGAUGACCUUGAGGAUAUCGUUGAAGAGGUCAAGACUGACGACAAUGAUGUACAUGAGCCAUCGCGCUCGGACAGAGCGAGAAAGAUCAAUGGAGAGGAUAUGUCUGAAGAAAUGGAAGGCAGACUCCGCAAAGGACUUCGAAACAGCAAGCGAUACAGCCAGAUGAGCAUUGUUGACGUCGCCGAUCGCCAUCUCCGCGAUAAAACUGAUGCCAUUGCUCACAUCAUCCGAAAUAUCAGCGACCAAUGUGCCGCCGCCGUCGCAGGUCUUCAACUUGCACACGACGCUGAAGUCGAGGCAGAGGAGCUUGCCCAUCAGAGCCAAUUGCGUGGUCACCGGGGCAGCAACUUAUCCAUCGCAGGAAGCGACGAUGGUCAUUCGGCCCAAGGCUCCGAUAUGGACAAUGAUAGCCACUUACACCCCAGUGGCCGUAACUCAAGUAUCCCUCCUACUCCGGAUCUGAUCCACAACCGAUCCAGCACUGCAAUGUCCAUUGCAAGCACAACAACUACCCCCGAGAGGAGCAGCCAGCAAUACAAUAUCGGACAGGAUAUCCCAACUAAGAUCGUUGAGGAUAGUGAUGAGGAGAUCGAGGGCGGGAGUCAGGGUGAGGUUGAAAUUACCACCAAAGCUGGAUUACUCCACCGACCUGCUGGGGCCAGAAUUUCUGCUUUAGGCGGCCGCUAG